Molecule: messenger RNA, 1702 nt
Organism: Ceratina calcarata
Lineage: Eukaryota; Metazoa; Arthropoda; Insecta; Hymenoptera; Apidae
Product: ciliogenesis-associated TTC17-interacting protein-like
Exons: 7
Coding region: 1-1521 (506 amino acids)
Source: RefSeq, a predicted model, not a curated record
AUGAUCUGCUCGAAAGAUGAAUCUACGACGGGAGCUGGGAAGCCGAUAGGCUGUUAUUGCAUUUUAGUGGAAUCGCUCGGUCCCGAGGAGCGCGAGUUCUUUGUUCACGUACAAUCCUCGAUGUCGAUUGACGGUCAUUUCGGUGGGUCGAAGGUCAUCAGCUCGGCGACUGCAAAGUUCCACUGCCUGGAAGAAAAAAGAACCGAAUUUGUGUACGAGGAUGGUCUUCACGAGAAAACAAUUUUCCUGGGUAUCCAGGAUGGAUAUUACCAUUUGAAAUUAACACGCUCUUGUCCCUGCGACCCGUGCGACACUGAAAUCAAGGAGUUGUCAUUCCGAUAUAGCAACAACCUGAUAAGCGAGGGAGUAAAUGUAUUGUUGAUGCGAUACUUGGCACUUGUGGAUUACGAAGGAACCUUGUCGUUCAGUAGUAUUUCUAUCGAUGGAGAACUUAUGGAAAAUAUUUACGUAAGAGCAGUAGAGAAGCAACCGGUGGUCUGCUCCUGUUAUUCGACGACGAAACAGACGUGUAGUAGUGCUGAACGCAUGGAGCUGGACGGUCACUUCCUGAACGUUUACACGAUCGAACGUAAAAUGCUGAAGGAAGAUGGAAACGUAAAUACUGUGAGGACUUAUUUAACACAAAAAGGAAGAAUAAUCCGGCAUAAUUGGCUAGAUGUAUCGUAUCUACUGAAAAUUAAUCCGCUGGCCGAUCCGAAGAGUCCGCCGCCACCAACCAUCAAAAUAGAGAUGCCAUUGAGAGAUCGCUGGAUGGAAGAUAUUGAAAUGUUUUCCAAAUACUUGGAUAUGAAAUCGUUGAAGAUAGCCGAGCACACGGAAUACCUAACUGAUCAUCCGGAAGUUAAGCGAAUGAUCGCGGAUUAUGUCCAAACGCUGCUAGUUGGUAAUCAGUCGACCGACUAUAGAAACAUUGUACCGAUUCUUCUUAAACAGACAGCGUCGAUAUUCGUUCGUAAUCGCGCGACACUGGCCUCCACAGUGAAACCCGAGAACGUGAUAGACUUCACGAUACAGCAUUUCAAAGCGUUCGCUAGGGAUCCAGUCGCCUGGGAGACCAGUGCGUUGAAAGAGGAUUCUGACGCCGAUCUAACGUCACAGCUGGCGGAGAAGAGAUCCGAAGUGGUGGUGUGCGGCAUAUGCGGAUUCUGCCUGGACUACAGCGCGAUGGAGAACGUCUCUUCGAUGUCUUUCAUGGAACAAGAUUAUGACGACGACAACGACGACGAUACGAGUCUAUUAAAUGUCGUUGAAUCGUUGAAAUCUGUAUGCUCCGGAGACUCCGGCAAAGAAGUGGCGGCGAUUGAUGGUCGAGAAUCAAGUUCGUCGAAUGUCGCGGAAGGUGUUUCGAAAUUGAAAAGAACUUGUGAUCAAUGCCAAGCUAUUAUAAAAUUCUACGACAAGCACAAAUCUCACUCCAAGUGUCCCGGUUGCUUGAAAAUAUCACGGACGUGUAUGAAGUGUACCACCGUCGAUGAAAUCUUGAAAAGAUUGAAACAGUAAAUUAUGCGCGGCCGCGAUCGCAGAAAACGUUUGUCUCGACGAUUUCGAAUCUGUUACCUUUAUCAUUUCCUGCCGCCAUCACCACCACCACCACCAAGAGACGUAUCCUUCUGAGAAUUACAUAUAACGCAAUUUUCCUGAAAAAAAUAUAAGAGAAAUAAAUAAAUAAUUUUCCACUACA